CAGCAUGACCUUACACAAAUGAGUAGAAGCACUAACAAAAGAAGUAUCAGUAGCUAUAGAUGGCUACUCCUAAUCCAGAGCCAGUGUUUGUUAAAGAGUUAGCUGAUAAGUACAAGUGUAGUAUUUGCACUAACCUUCUGGACACACCAGUUCUAACAGAAUGCUGUGGACAGCACUUUUGCAAAGCUUGUAUUGAAAAAUGGAUCAUACGAAAAAAAGUAUCGAUUUGCCCUCACUGUCGAGCAGAAAACUUCAAUAAGAUCGUUUCUCAGCCAAUAAUCAGAGAGAUCAAAGAGUUGGGGGUGUAUUGUGCAAAUCGUAAAAACGGGUGUAAAGCGGUUAUCAAUUAUGACAAUUUUCAGAAGCACGUGAUCAAGUGUCUGUUUGGAGUUGUCGAAUGCACCAACGAUUGUGGUAUGGGCGGAUUGCUAAGAAAAGACCUCAAACAACAUCGCAAACAAGAGUGUCCUAAUCGAAUAGUGCACUGUGAGCUUUGUAACGAAGAGGGUAAGCACCAGGAAAUAGUUGGAAACGAAACUAAAUACUAUAUACUAGUUGGAGAUCACAAACGAACUUGCCCUGAAGUUAUCUUAGCAUGCCCUAACAAAUGCAAUGAGAAAUUAAAGAGAAAAGAUAUCGAAGAGCAUAGAAACGAGUGUUCACUUGAGGAAGUGGAUUGUCCCUUCAAAGAGGCUGGUUGUGAAGUGAGGCUGCCUCGUAAAGAUAUCCCAGAGCAUGAAACGACCAGCAUGCAAAGCCAUCUUAGACUUGCUAUGAAAGCUAGUGCUACUGUCAAUACAGCUAUGGCUACUGUCAAGAGAGAGAAUAAGAAACUAAAAAAGAGUCACGAUGAACUAAAAGGAGAUUUGGACACGAUUCUAUCAGUUGUAUCAACAGAGCUUAGUUCAAUGGACAUUCCCUCAAACAAUAGGAAACCCAUGGAUGGUAUUAAAACAAUACUAACCUCCCUAACCUCAAUGAUUCGAGCUGAUGGCAAGACUCACUGUGUACACAUGAGCAACAAACUGGGAAUAUUCAGAGAUCCAGAAUUAACAGAAUAUCGCAUGCUUCAAGCCAGUUCACCACCACUAUGCAUAUACCCGGGAUUCAAAAUUUUCAUUGGAUUUUUUGCUAAUGUGUUAUUGCUUUUGUUGGAGAAAACUUCUAUCCACGGUUACCCCCAGACCCUAUCUAUUGAAGUGAAGCCUACAACAGGACCACCAUUCUCAUUUUCCUUAAAUGACUUCACACAUUCAUCGGACGUAAAAUGUGACUCAGGAAGAGAACUUAUGUUCGUAAUGGGUGAUGCAUUACCUAUUAAAGCUUCUAAGGAUUUUUAUGCGAACAUUAGGAUCAUUAACAUUUCUUAGAGCAGAGAAAACCUCUCAUGUACAAAGUGUUUUAGUGUUCUUGUGCUACGAAUGUAAAACAGUAAUCACAUAAUUAUAAUUAAUCGUUAUUGAGUAUAUACCAUAUUUACUU
Halichondria panicea is the source of this 1482-nucleotide messenger RNA. Its product is annotated as TNF receptor-associated factor 5-like. The coding region runs from base 60 to 1370 and encodes 436 amino acids. Gene Ontology annotation, molecular function: zinc ion binding. NCBI's taxonomy places the organism in Eukaryota, Metazoa, Porifera, Demospongiae, Suberitida, Halichondriidae. The transcript has a single exon. The record is from RefSeq and is a predicted model, not a curated record.